Molecule: messenger RNA, 490 nt
Organism: Myotis daubentonii (Daubenton's bat)
Lineage: Eukaryota; Metazoa; Chordata; Mammalia; Chiroptera; Vespertilionidae
Product: translationally-controlled tumor protein-like
Exons: 1
Coding region: 31-462 (143 amino acids)
Source: RefSeq, a predicted model, not a curated record
AUGGGUUUGUGUGUCUGAGCAGAUGAUGAGAUGUUCUCUGAUAUCUACAAGAUCCGGGAGAUCGCGGAUGGGCUGUGCCUGGAGGUAGAGGGGAAGAUGGUCGGUAGGGCAGAGGGUAACAUUGAUGACUCGCUUAUUGGUGGAAAUGCCUCCGCUGAAGGCCCUGAGGGCGAAGGUACCGAAUGCACAGUAAUCACUGGUGUUGACAUUUUCGUGAAUCAUCACUUGCAGGAAACCAGCUUCACAACAGAAGCCGACAAGAAGUACAUCAAAGAUUACAUGAAAUCUAUCAAAGGGAAGCUUGAAGAACAGAGACCAGAAAGAGUAAAGCCUUUCAUGACAGGGGCUGCAGAACAAAUCAAGCACAUCCUUGCCAACUUCAAAAACUACCACUUCUUUAUUGGUGGAAACAUGAAUCCAGAUGGCAUGGUGCUCUGCUGGACUACCAUGAGGAUGGUGUGACUCCAUAUAUGAUUUUCUUUAAGGAUGG